CCAAAAAGCAAUUUUAACAAUGAGCAGAAGCAAACCCUAUCUUCCAGUUAAUUCUUGCUCAGCCAUUCUCCUCUCCAUGUGGAGCUGGCAACAAUGGAUMCAUAAAGGUAUUACCCAAGAGGAAAAUCUUUCCUAGGCUUGYAACUUCCAUUAAAUACUCUUUUAAUCUGGAACGUUUUUCAUUUCUUUGGAAUGAGCUGAAAACAAUUCUUCUGCAAUAGGAGAUUACUUUUUUCUCCCUUGCUCUUUCAUAUCUUAUCUUUUCUUUAUUCCCAAUGAUUGCAGAACAAUAACAACGAUUCUCAAAAGUAAGCAGAGGAGUUUUUACAGAGCUGUUCUUUAAACCUCAUCUUUAUUCCAGGGCAGACAUGAAAUUUAUGGAACAUUUAUUGAACAUUUAUGGAACAUUUAUGGCAGCUGGCCCAAAGCCUUCCCUUUUAAAUGCCCAUUUCCCUGAUUUCUAUGGGGGAUGAAUAGGAAAACGCACUCAGAAUAUGGGAAUUGAUGGAAUCACGGGAUKGUUUGGGUUGGAAUUGAUGGAAUCAGRAUGGUUUGAGUUGGAAGGGAGCUUAAUCCUCCAGGGUGCUCCAAGCUGGCCUUGGACAGUUCCAGGGAUGGGGCAGCCCCAGAUUUUCUGGGAAGUGGGAAAGUGCAGCUGACACAGCUCCAAGAACAGAGCAGAACUCCGCACUUUUCUUUGCUCUGGGGAGCUGGGGGCACUGAUGCCUCAGAAAUUCAAUUUGUCUAGCGGUUCCAUGAGAUAUGCCAGCUGUAAUCCCGACCUCCCUGUCAUUGCAGGUGUUCCCCAAGCCCCCUGGAGCUGAAGAUGGACGUGAAGAGGGUCAAGGACUACAUCUACUGGCUGUACUACCAGUACCUGCUGGUGACGUGCAGCUACGUGCUGGAGCCCUGGGAGCAGUCCAUGUUCCACACCAUCACYGUCACCGUGGUGGCCAUGGUGGUGUACACAGCCUACGUCUUCGUGCCC
Molecule: messenger RNA, 988 nt
Organism: Malurus melanocephalus (red-backed fairy wren)
Lineage: Eukaryota; Metazoa; Chordata; Aves; Passeriformes; Maluridae
Product: serine palmitoyltransferase small subunit B-like
Exons: 1
Biological process (GO): ceramide biosynthetic process; endoplasmic reticulum organization
Cellular component (GO): serine palmitoyltransferase complex
Molecular function (GO): serine C-palmitoyltransferase activity
Source: RefSeq, a predicted model, not a curated record